AUGAUCCAGAAGUACCAACCUGUUCCUACACUAUCUAUGGACCAGGGUCGGGACUACAAACAGCUGACAGCAGAUCGACUCAAAGAGGCAUACACUUGGUUGAAAGCGACUUUUGCAUGGCGGCCAAUCUUCGACUGGGACUACUUUGUAAGUUGCGGUAUGGAAAGUCCGAAGGAAAACCUGGACGUUGCAUUCUCCAGCUUGGAACAACAAUACAAACUUGGCAACACAACUAGGAGUACGAAUGAGGUACUCUUAGGUGAAGUUUCUAGGCAAUUUCAGAUCAUGCGAGACGCCGGCAUACCAAUCCAUCUUCUCAUGGGCCGUCGCAACCCUGAUGGGUCCAGCCUGUACUGGGGCUGGCCUUACAACUCAGACGCGUGGGAGAAAUCGCUUAAAGCGCCGCUUGAUGCUGGUUUGGGAACAAUAGCAGCUCAAAUCGAUACCUUGAGUAUUUUCUACGACCUACGCAAUCCUCUGGACGAGCAGCGUUUGGAAGAGAUUGAUAAAAGGCAACCGUAUCGACGACCCGAAGCAUAUUGUCCUCGCCCAAACGGCCCUUGGCACCUUGCUAAGAAUAGCCCAUUCAAGAAGCAAUGGCAGGAUCGACCAUCACGAAUAUCGAAGCGCAAUACCCAGAAGACGGCGAACAAGAAGAUUAUCGGAAAGAAAACUCGCAUCCCACUGGCCAACAACCUCGACUCAUGUCCUCCGGCCGGGGAGUACGCCGAUGAACACUUAUACGAUGAUCCCGAGACGGACAGAUCCAUACCAGAGACCUUGCACCAGGUCGCCCGUCGUGCUGCAUUUGAGCGAGAAGCCGUUGGUUGGCACCGAUUCUGGACCGAAUAUGCACCUCAAAUGACGAACUUGAAGGAACUACGGUUGCGAAUGUCUCAGAACUUCGAUAGUGUGGGUAGUUGGAGUCUCCGCCAACUUCUGAACCCAAAAGAGACCUGGGUAAUGUUUGGUUAUGCGGACGAGCGUGGCCAUAUGCAGACCCAAGAAGAUCUCCUGCAUCACGUCGCGAACGACUUCAGGCUGCAUAUGCAUGCAGCACAAGAAAAGAUAUGGCCUGGUGGCCGUUUUGUACGACGCAGUUGGAUCCUGUGGACCCCUGAGCCUACAGGCACUGCUGAACUUGCUUUGCAUAGAGGUACAAAUGAGGCGAGAUGCCCAACAUCGCAUCCAUCUUCGAGCAACAAAACUACUGACCUAUACAAAACACACAAGCUGGCAGGAGAUAGGCGCGAAAAAGAACAGCUUCAAAAGGCCAUCAAGCAAGCACGAGAGACAGCACGAAAAGAAGAAGAACUUGAGGCUUCACUUCUACUCUCCUCAUCAGAAGAUCUUGUAAGAGAUCCUCCAGCAGUGAUACCAAGGUCAGAAGACAUUGAAAGAAGGCUGACAGGAAUCUACGGUCGCCACGUUCGUGGUAUUGCCCAGAGAACCUGGCGCGCUGAAAUGCGAGGUCACAUCGAACAGCUGAAUGAGGAUGUGCACGGAAGAGACGAAACUGUUCAUAGUCUUCGUCGAGUGGGCGCCGUAUCACAAGUCGAAGACGCUACGAUUGCACGAAACAUACUGCGGGAUACUCGAGAACUUCUGCUAAAACGCAUGCAUGACUUCCGUCCAGAAGACAUCUUUGUGCCAUGUGAUUGCACAGAACAUACGAACGGCUUGGAGCUUGUGAAUCACAUGACUGACUAUGCUGCCGAAGAGCGUAAACGGCGAGGAGAGCCAGUGCAAGAGGACGCACAUCGAACAGAGAAGCCGACUUCGAGAUUUCCGUCUACAAACACGAGACCUGGUGCCCUUCCACGCGGUCCACAGCAUUCGCGGACAAGUCCUAUUGAGAACAGCUCAGGAAAAUCUAGUUCGGAAUCCACAAGCUCAGAUGAGGACGAUCCUUGGCUGACGAGAUUCACUCCUGCAAUGCAAAUCAAACGGAUCACAGCAACUCAGACUACCACAGCUCAGCAGGGCUCCGAAGCUAUCUAUACAACGCGAAAGCUUGAGCUAGCUCAGCAGUCAGCCAGUGAUAUUGCUACUGGACAAAAUGAAAGAAUUCCUAAGUUUGAAAGGAAACCCAACAAGGAAUCGAAUGAGAGCGAUCGAGCCGCACACCAGACAUCUGAAGACGUUGGAUUCACACAGAGCACAGUAAAAGGAAGGGGUACAGAAGAAAAAGGAAGGUUCGAAGAGCAAGCUGUUGAAAAGAAGAGGCUCAUUGAAGAGAAGAAAGCUGCCAUCGCAACAGCAGAGGCGGAGAAGGAGGCCAGGAUUGCUGCUGAGAACAAGGUUGUCCAAGAAAAGAAGAAGAGAGAUGACGCAAAGAGUCAGAAUGCUGAGAUCAGGAGGCAGGUAGAAGAGGUUGGAGCGGCUGCUAAGAAAUUAGCCGCUGACAAGAAGGCCGCGAAAGAAGAAGCUAAACAGAAGACAGAACAUGUGAAGAAAAAGGCUGCCGCGGAAAAGAAAGAACUAAUGAAGCAGGCGGACGCAGAGAGGAAGAAGGUAAAAGAUGCCAUAGCUGCCGAGAAGAAGAGAACCGCUGACAAUGAGGCCGCGAGAAAGGAAGCUGAACAAAAAGCUGCCGAUGAAACCGCAGAAGCUACCGAGAUAGCAGCUGUCAAAGCAAAAGAAGCUGCAGCAACUAUCAAGGCCGUCAACAACGAAGGAACUCUUGAUAUCGUUCCAACGAUCGAAGGAAUUCUUCCAGGCAAGCCGACUGAGAAACCGACCAAGUCGCCUAAGACUUCCAAGGAAAAAUCAUCAAAGAUCCUGAAAGGCACAAAACGUAAACAGCCUUCUCCUGAUCCAUUUGAAGAUGACGCUGUCGAUGAAAGAGAACCUGUUAAGAAACCUCGUCCUAACAAAGGAGCAUCAACGACGUCCACACCUGUUAGACGUAGCGCGCGUCUUCGCACACAGACACCAACGAAAACACCUACACCGCAACUUGAGUUCCCAUCAGAUGUUAGUGUCACUGAGAACAGUGAACAUGAUAUUGAGGACGAUGGUAAGAGAAAGAAAAGCAAGAAGGGGAAGAAGGAUGUAGAUGACUAUAAGCCACCUAGUAGUACGAAGAAGAGGACUCCGACGAAGGUUGCAAAGGCAGCACGGGAGAGAGCGAUGGGUAGCAAGGCAGUAACGCUGGCUAAGGGGAGAAAGAGAGCUGCUGAUGAGGAAGAGGAAGAAAUAGAGGAGAUUACGAAAAAGAAGCCGACCCAGAAGUCGGUCAAGACGCCACCCAAAAAGAAGGUGAAGAAGGCCGAUGGAGAUGAUAACGAGUUAUAG
This is a messenger RNA of Alternaria postmessia, 3297 nucleotides long. RefSeq lists its product as uncharacterized. The record is from RefSeq and is a predicted model, not a curated record. Lineage: Eukaryota; Fungi; Ascomycota; Dothideomycetes; Pleosporales; Pleosporaceae. The transcript has a single exon. The coding region runs from base 1 to 3297 and encodes 1098 amino acids.